AUGGCGACGAGUCUGCUGGGCGCCUGGCUGCCGGCCUGGCCGAGCCUGGCCUGGGGGGGCGGCCUGGUGGACUCCUUCCUUGACCCGGAGCGGCAGGCGGAGAAGGAGGCCGUCCGAGGCCAGUGGGCCCUGCUGGACCAGCUGCACCUCUGCAUCCUGACUGGGCUCUUCACGGUGAUCGGGUAUCGGGUGGCGGCCCUGGUGGUGCUGGAGUUCUCCCUCCGCGCGGUGGCCACGCUCCUCUCCCUCCAGAAGGGGGUGCAUAGCAGCCAGCUCUUCCUGCUCUGCCAGUAUUCCCUGGGAUGCGGGGUCUCCUGCAGCCUCAGCUACCUCCAGGAGGGGGCAUCCCACCGGACGUGGAACCUGCUGCUCAGCGUGGGCCUGGCCGGCCUCCUGACCUGCUACGUCUGGCGCUUGGCACGCCACGUGUUCACCAUGUAUGAGUUGCACUGCAAAGAGCGCUACUGCGGGGCCUGCCUCUUCUUGCUCACCACCUGGCACGGCAUCCCCCGGCUGCUGUGCAAUGCCCUCAAGGUCGCCUUCCUGGUGGCUGACCUGACGGCUGUGGCCUUGAUCAACCGGGACUUCCUCACCACCUCGGAGGCCGUCCGCUUCUGGACCCCGCUGACCAUCUGCUAUACACUUCUGGUCAUCUAUAUGCAAGAGGAGCAGCGGCUGAACCCCAGCCAGCAGGUGGCCUACCAGACGGUCUUUGUGAGGAUGGGCGGCCUCUUGAUCCUCCUGAUGACGGUCGGCCGGUGGACAGACGUCCUGAACAUCUUGAUCUCCCUGGUGGGAGAGAUCUGGUGCCUCGUGCGGGCAGGAGCCACGCUGGAGAUCUGCAGGAAGCAGGAUUAUUCUCAGAGAUUCUCCCACUCGGCUGCUCCUUCCCGGAGGCCCAUCAAUCCGCACGAAGACCCUCUUGCAAAGUCCUCAGCAGCAGCCACGUCCUGAGGCGGAAGGGCAAGGCAGGUGCUCCGCUGACGGUCCACGCGUGGGAGGCCCCCAUCCGCCAGCGCUCCCUGCCCCCUCCUGCUCCCAGCAAGGCCGCCUGGGGAGUCUCUCGGAGGCAGCUGCGCUUCCCUCACCUUCCAGUGGGUUGGGGGGGGGGCUGCUUUUCAAAAGCCGGGCUGGCUGCUGCCCGGGGUUCUGCAUAU
This is a messenger RNA of Gekko japonicus, 1157 nucleotides long. RefSeq names its product transmembrane protein 82 (gene TMEM82). The record is from RefSeq and is a predicted model, not a curated record. Lineage: Eukaryota; Metazoa; Chordata; Lepidosauria; Squamata; Gekkonidae. The transcript is spliced from 5 exons. Bases 1 to 954 code for a protein of 317 amino acids.